Messenger RNA from Tupaia belangeri chinensis (Chinese tree shrew), 1867 nucleotides. RefSeq names its product VPS26 retromer complex component A (gene VPS26A). Bases 1 to 1419 code for a protein of 472 amino acids. The record is from RefSeq and is a predicted model, not a curated record. Lineage: Eukaryota; Metazoa; Chordata; Mammalia; Scandentia; Tupaiidae. The transcript has 11 exons. Gene Ontology annotation, biological process: intracellular protein transport.
AUGGCAGAGCGGAAGUGUAUUUGCGAGAGAGCCAACAAGUUGUCAAAACCCAGACGCUCUCAGGGAUGGAGAGCUGGGCUGAGUGAGCUGCAGAAAAGUGGAAGAACACCUCGCCCUGGAUUAAAAUUGUACACCUGUGUGAGGCCUAAAGAACAAAGCCUUCAGUGCCUGCUCCCCUCGCCUCGGCAUCCCAGUAACUCGGCCAAAGACCGCGUCUCCCCAACAAACCCUUGCACUCAAAUUUCCACCGGGAAGAGGAACUGGAGCGCCGGCGCCAGCCCUUCCCGAUCUCCGAGAGGCCGGGGCACCUGCGUGCGGAGGCGCGUUCUCCUGGCCCUGUCGGAGCCCAUGCCGGCGUUCCUAGACAGGCCGUGGGGGCCCUGGCUGGGCUCCCGGACCCCGCCUCUGCGGGGGCUCGGCGCCGCCUCUCCUGCCCAGAGUUUUCUUGGAGGAUUUUUUGGUCCCAUUUGUGAGAUUGAUGUUGUCCUUAAUGAUGGAGAAACCAGGAAAAUGGCAGAAAUGAAAACUGAAGAUGGCAAAGUAGAAAAACAUUAUCUCUUCUAUGAUGGAGAAUCUGUUUCAGGAAAGGUAAACCUAGCCUUUAAGCAACCUGGAAAGAGGCUAGAACACCAAGGAAUUAGAAUUGAAUUUGUAGGUCAAAUUGAACUUUUCAAUGACAAGAGUAAUACUCACGAAUUUGUAAACCUAGUGAAAGAACUAGCCUUACCUGGAGAACUGACUCAGAGCAGAAGUUAUGAUUUUGAAUUUAUGCAAGUUGAAAAGCCAUAUGAAUCUUACAUCGGUGCCAAUGUCCGCUUGAGGUAUUUUCUUAAAGUGACAAUAGUAAGAAGACUGACAGACUUGGUAAAAGAGUAUGAUCUUAUUGUUCACCAGCUUGCCACCUAUCCUGAUGUUAACAACUCAAUUAAGAUGGAAGUGGGCAUUGAAGAUUGUCUGCAUAUAGAAUUUGAGUAUAAUAAAUCAAAGUAUCAUUUAAAGGAUGUGAUUGUCGGGAAAAUUUACUUCUUAUUAGUAAGAAUAAAAAUACAACAUAUGGAGCUACAACUGAUCAAGAAAGAGAUCACAGGAAUUGGACCCAGUACCACGACAGAAACAGAAACAAUCGCCAAAUAUGAAAUAAUGGAUGGUGCCCCAGUAAAAGGUGAAUCAAUUCCAAUAAGAUUAUUUUUAGCAGGAUAUGAUCCAACUCCAACAAUGAGAGAUGUGAACAAAAAAUUUUCAGUAAGGUACUUUUUGAAUCUAGUACUUGUUGAUGAGGAAGACAGAAGAUACUUCAAGCAGCAGGAGAUCAUUUUAUGGAGAAAAGCUCCAGAAAAACUGAGAAAACAAAGAACAAAUUUUCACCAGCGAUUUGAGUCUCCUGAAUCACAAGCAUCUGCUGAACAGCCUGAAAUGUGAACUGAAAAGGAGGGGGAAAAAAAGACAAAAACACCUGUAACCAUUAUGAUUAAGUUCAGCAAGUUAAAGAUAGUUGCAGCAUGUAGGGGAGAGAAAGGCCAAAAUUCCAUAUAUAAUAGUCUUCCUUUAUCUCACCAGUGCUGCAUUUAUUUUAUGGGAUAACUAAAGGUUCAUGUAUAUAUACAUUUAAAAAGUGCUUUCUUUGAAACACUGGAAAUUUCUUAAGCUGCCUUUUUUUUUUUACUGCACACUUUGAUGAUAAGCAUUCAGAUAUGCACCAAUAUAAACAUUAAAGAUUUUCAUGUGAGUAGGCUGGUAUUUUUAAUUUUGCUUUUUUGCAUAAUGUUAAUUAUAAAUCCCUUUCCUCUCCCUUUUCAUGCUAAUGAUUACCUCUUAUUCUCUAUAUGCAAAAAAUUAUUUUGUGUUCAAAUAAAAUUAGUAAACCUGA